Molecule: messenger RNA, 2382 nt
Organism: Argentina anserina (silverweed cinquefoil)
Lineage: Eukaryota; Viridiplantae; Streptophyta; Magnoliopsida; Rosales; Rosaceae
Product: protein DA1
Exons: 12
Coding region: 619-2238 (539 amino acids)
Molecular function (GO): ubiquitin binding
Source: RefSeq, a predicted model, not a curated record
ACAGUUAAAAAGAAGGAGGGAAGGGGGCGCUUCAGGAUUCUGAAGAUUGCCCAACUGGGUUUGAUGAGGCUUCGUCAAUCCCUUUUGGGUUAAGACAACAAAAGUCAACUAACGUUUGAGUCUUGCGCCUCUUUUAUAUUUGGUUUCUGUUUUCAAAUUAUUGACUUUGAAAAUUUUGCGUACAGUUCAUACCCUCAUCCUUCCUUUGCAUUCUUUGUUUUUUCAAUACACACUGAUUAUUUUGGGGCAUUCCUUUUACACGUUUAUGGGAUAUUGAAUUGUCUUCCUCCCCCAUUUUCAGCUCUGCCAGAUUCUCUCCUUCUGAAUUUAAAGUUUCUUUUUCUUUUGUUUCUUGAAUUGAUUAAUUUUUUGCUUACCCAAAAAAGAAGAAAGGAAAAAGAAGACAGAAAGUGAAGAAAGCAAAGAGCUUGAAUGAGUUUUGUAUACGUGAAAGAAGUUCUGAUGGUGAGCUGUAAAAAUGGUUGCUUUUGAUCGAUUUAGGGAUCUUAUCUGAUCUGGGUCUGCUGCUCUGCUUGCAUCUCUCUCACCAUUGUUGCACUUUCAUGAUUUGUCAAAGUUAAAAAGUUGAUAGAUUAUGAGCACAUAACGUUACACAUUAUGGGCUGGCUUAGCAAGAUUUUCAAAGGGGGCUCCAGCCACAAAAUAUCGGAAGAGCAUUGUCCUGAGAGCUAUGGAGAGCAUCAAAAUACCGAUGGUCCUUCUUGCUCAGGGGACAUCUGGCCAGAAAAUGAGAAUGAAGAUAUAGACCGUGCUAUUGCGCUAUCUCUUAUAGAAGAAAAUCAAAAAGGAAAACAUGUGAUCGAUUCUAAUUCUCAGUUGGAAGAAGAUGAACAACUUGCCAGAGCCUUACAAGAAAGUUUGAAUGCGGAGUCUCCUCCUCGAUAUGGAAUUAUUACAAAUGCACAUCCUCCUCAACAUGGAGGAAAUCUGCAUCCUCCUCAAUAUGGAAGUGGAAAUACAUAUCCCCCUCAAUAUGGAAAUGGAACUUCACAUCCUCCUCGAUAUGGAAAUGGAAAUACGUACUCUCCUCCAUACGAAAAUGGAAGUGCAUAUCCUCCUCAAUAUGGAAAUGGACAUACAUAUUCACCUAUUCCCAUGUACUAUCCAAUAGGGUCUAGGAUUUGUGCCGGUUGCAAUGCUGAGAUUGGUUUUGGACGAUAUUUGAAUUGCCUGAAUGCAGUUUGGCAUCCUGAAUGCUUCCGGUGCCGUGCAUGCAAUGUACCAAUUUCUGAUUAUGAGUUUUCUACAUCUGGGAAUUACCCUUACCACAAGUCUUGCUAUAAGGAGAGCUACCAUCCAAAGUGUGAUGUUUGCAAGCACUUUAUUCCAACAAACCCUGCUGGUCUUAUUGAAUAUAGGGCACAUCCAUUUUGGGUUCAAAAAUAUUGCCCAUCUCAUGAACAUGAUAAUACCCCUCGGUGUUGCAGCUGUGAACGAAUGGAGGCUCGGGACACAAGAUAUAUAAAUCUAAAUGAUGGUCGGAAGCUCUGUCUAGAGUGCUUGGACUCUGCAGUGAUGGAUACCAGUGAAUGCCAACCCCUAUAUCUUGAUAUACAGGAGUUUUAUGAAGGUUUGAAUAUGAAAGUGGAGCAACAGGUUCCAUUACUCUUGGUAGAAAGGGAAGCACUAAAUGAAGCGAGAAUAGGAGAAAGAAAUGGCCAUUAUCACAUGCCUGAGACAAGAGGGCUCUGCCUUUCUGAGGAACAGACUAUUAGCACGAUUUCGAGGAGACCAAAGUUUGGGGCAGGGAACCGACACACAGACGUGAUAACAGAACCCUACAAAUUAACUCGUCUCUGUGAGGUGACAGCAAUUCUAAUCUUAUAUGGACUUCCAAGGUUGCUGACUGGGUCUAUCCUAGCACAUGAAAUGAUGCAUGCAUGGCUGCGGCUUAAAGGUUACCGAACUCUUAGCCAAGAUGUUGAAGAAGGUAUCUGUCAGGUUGUAGCUCACAUGUGGCUAGAUGCAGAGCUAAUGUCUGGCUCGGAAGGGAAUUCUGCAUCUACCUCCUCAUCUUUCUCCAGUUCCACUUCAUCAAAGAAGGGUACACGAUCGCAGUUUGAGAAGAAGCUCGGGGAAUUCUUUAAACACCAGAUCGAAGCAGAUAUUUCCCCAGUAUAUGGAGACGGAUAUAGGGCUGGUCAACAGGCAGUGCAGAAAUACGGGCUUAAAAGGACCCUAGACCAUAUUCGGAUGACGGGGACCUUUCCGUGUUGAGAACUCACUCUGAAGAUAUUUUGGCGUUUUUUUUUUUUUUGUUUACCACAGAAUUAGAACCUGGCUUUCUCAUAUUAGAAACAAGGCUGGGUUGAUAGGAAUUGACUCUGCAGAGAAUUAUGGAUUGAAUGCUCAAUUUUAUGA